This is a messenger RNA of Gopherus flavomarginatus (Mexican gopher tortoise), 1439 nucleotides long. Its product is annotated as ADP-ribosylhydrolase ARH1-like. NCBI's taxonomy places the organism in Eukaryota, Metazoa, Chordata, Testudines, Testudinidae. Gene Ontology annotation, biological process: protein de-ADP-ribosylation. Gene Ontology annotation, molecular function: magnesium ion binding; ADP-ribosylarginine-[protein] hydrolase activity. Bases 86 to 1168 code for a protein of 360 amino acids. The transcript has 8 exons. The record is from RefSeq and is a predicted model, not a curated record.
GGGGGGACAGAGGGACACAGGGCCGGACACAGGGCCGGACAGACGGACACAGGUGGGCCCGACCCCCCAGCCAGCUGCAGGCUCCAUGCAGGGGACGGCCCCACCCCGGGCAGCGUACCGGGCAGCUAUGGUGCUGAGCGGGGCGGGUGACGCGCUGGGCUACCGGAACCAGCGCUGGGAGUACUGCCCCUCGGGCCCCCAGAUCCACGCCGAGCUGGCCCAGCUCGGGGGGCUGGGGGGCAUCCAGGCCGCGCCCCCCGACUGGCCUGUCAGCGACGACACUGUCCUGCACCUGGCGACCGCUGAGGCCCUGGCCACCGGACUGGAGGGGGAGCCAUUGCUGCAGGAGCUGGCACGAGGCUACGUGGCAGCGAUGGGUGACAUGGAGGAGAGGAAACCCGGCCCCACCAGCAUCCUGGGGACAUCCCAGCUGCGCCCGGGCGAGCCAGCCGGGUACCGGAUCCCCUUCAACCCCAGUGCCACCGGCUGCGGGGCCGCCAUGCGCUCCAUGGCCAUCGGGCUCAGGUACCCACGCCCCACGGAGCUGCUGACCCUGAUCCGGCUCAGCGUGGAGAGCGGGCGCAUGACGCACCAUCACCCCACAGGGUACCUGGGGGCACUGGCUUCAGCCCUGUUCACGGCCUAUGCAGUGCGGGGGCUACCCCUGGUGCAGUGGGGGGCCGGCCUGCUGCAGACGCUACCCCUGGCCCAAACCUAUGUGCAGGACGCAGGUGUCGACACCCAGCCCAACCUGGACGCCUGGGGGUACUUCCCCCAGAAAUGGGCCUGGUACCUGGCUGAGCGGGGCCUGGCCAAAGGACAUGGCCCCCCACGGUUCCCCUCCCCCUAUGGCCCAGCAGAGCGGGACGGGAUCUACCAGACCUUCAGCCUGGAGGGCUGGGCGGGGCGCAGCGGACACGACGCCCCCAUGAUCGCCUACGACGCGCUGCUGGGCGCUGGCAACCGCUGGGAUGAGCUCUGCAGCCGGGCCAUGUUCCACGGAGGAGACAGCGACUCGACGGGCGUCAUUGCGGGGUGCUGCUGGGGGCUGGCGCACGGGCUGGCCGGGGUCCCCGAGGGGAAUCACCAACACCUGGAGUACCGGCACCGCAUGGAGGCAGCCGCCGACCGGAUCCAUGCCCUGGCCUGGGGGGAGAGCGCCCCAUGAGCAGGGGGACCCCCCUCCCAAGCACGCCACUCCCCCGGCACUGCCCGGACACCCCACCACAGGCCAGGGCUGGAUUUGGGGGGUCCCCUGUUCCCCAGACACAUGGGGGAGGGCAGCAAAUUCCCAGCCCCCCCAUGAGCCAUGGGCCCCCACCCACUAGCACGUCCUACUGCUGCACCCAGGUCACCAGGCUCUUGUCUCCAGGGGUCUCCCAGGUCAGCAUCGGGCUGCUUCUGGCACCAGCCUGCUCAAUAAACCCCUGUCUCCUGCC